ACCCAGCAACUUACCUAGCUUUCCAGAUGCCACCAUCACCCGCCUCCCUUUCCCUUCGCCGUCCUUCCGAGCGAGGCUGAGGAUGGGUACUAACAUACAGGUCAAUCCAUGACAAGGACUACAAUCAUUGCGAAUGCCGGCCGUCUCUCCAAUGUACUUUUCGCAUCUCCCGAACAUACCAUCAUUCCGCCCAAGUAUGGAGCGUCGGUGCCACCCGUGCCACCUUCACACGCCUCACUGGCCCUGCGUCUUCCACGAUAAUGCCAUGUUGCCUAAGGGCGAUGGCAAUGGGCAUGCCUUACAGUCAGUAUCAGCUAUCGAGGGGCCGGGAUACCGACAAGAUACGAAAUCCCAAUCCGUCCAUGUUUCCUUCCAGGCGCGGCAAUAUGCCAUCCGGAGACAGCGUCACUCAUCCAUCCACUACCUUGCGCUCAUCGUCGUCGAUGCUGUGGGUUCAGGUUGCCUACACGAGGCUGUGCCUCGACCUUUUCUUUUUGCUUUUCAUUGUCCUUGUCAACGAUUCUACUGGGCCCGGCCGAGACCAAACAUCCAAACCCAGUCUGGGCCCGACGACCACUGCUCGCUGUCGAUGAGAAGGAUCCCAAGGACGAGAGCCUGUCAUAGUACGCACGUACUUCACGCCGCGUUUGGGUACGGCUCCUCCCAUCGUCUUGAGCCACCACUAGACUGCUAGAAAAGCUGCCGCAUGCGGACACAAUACCUCGAGGCCAUUCGAAACGCUGCGAUGGUCGCCGCCUCUGG
Messenger RNA from Colletotrichum phormii, 762 nucleotides. RefSeq lists its product as uncharacterized. The transcript has a single exon. NCBI's taxonomy places the organism in Eukaryota, Fungi, Ascomycota, Sordariomycetes, Glomerellales, Glomerellaceae. Bases 134 to 694 code for a protein of 186 amino acids. The record is from RefSeq and is a predicted model, not a curated record.